Nasonia vitripennis (jewel wasp) is the source of this 3544-nucleotide messenger RNA. RefSeq names its product zinc finger CCHC domain-containing protein 24. The record is from RefSeq and is a predicted model, not a curated record. The transcript has 5 exons. The coding region runs from base 1625 to 2572 and encodes 315 amino acids. NCBI's taxonomy places the organism in Eukaryota, Metazoa, Arthropoda, Insecta, Hymenoptera, Pteromalidae.
GUGUGUGUGUGCCAUAAUAUACGUACUCACCGAGUCGCGUUUAUUAUAUGCCGCUUUGAAAGAACGUCGCGUGUGCGAAACGUGCCGUACUCGCGAAAACAUUCGCGACGACCAAUUGAUGCGUGACGCGGUGUAUAUAAAUGGGGAUCGCUUUUAAUAAUUGCUUUGUUUGCACUGAACACUUGAUUGAAUAUUCAUCUUUCGAUAAUUCAUUUUUAAUCGCGACGAUUUUUCUCUAUCCGCGGCUCAGCAGCGCAUAUAGUGAAUAUGCGUAUAACAACAACACACGAGCCCUGUGUCGCGUUUCCGCGAAGAUAACUCGAGCAUCGGUAUAUAGAUAUCAAGGGAUCGCUUAUAUACGUGUUUUCGUUUGUUUAUCGGCGCAGCUUUUCGCCCUUAACUCGUACGUUGUGAUAAUUUGAAUUUUCGUUCGACGAGUUUCCGAGUUCAAGUUAACGAUUAUGGAAAGUUUAUGUAAAAGGUAGGAUGGAAAUAGAGAUGGCUAUAUUUAAGAGCGUCACGGCGAAGGAAAAAGCUCCGAACGAUAUUCUCGUCCGUCUAUAGAACGCACGUCCUCAACCGACAGCAAUAAGUAAUAGUACCGAUUACCCGCUUCGCGCCUAUUUUCACGAGAAACUGCGGCUCGCGAUUACGUAGCAACAUUAACUUUUGGAGGAAAAGUGGUACACGGAGUAUAAAACAUGGACGAAGUGUAUGGUAACGUGAAAAGUUGACUGCUGCUCCUAUAAAUAAACUUUUCAGUCUCCGGCUUUUGGUUUAACGUAAAUAACCGGCGCGUUCGGAUAUUAUUUGAACAUAUGUGUUAUCGAAGAGACCCGUCUCGAAAGCUCCAAAGUGAAUACAGAAGAAAAUCCGAAAAUCCAUCGGAAAACGUCAAAAACAAGCCGUUCGCUCACACCCACGCAUUCGGAGAACAGAAACGGCUCUCUCUCUCUCAGAAAGAAACACAAGAGCGCAUCAGAGAGGCAAGCCCAACACACUCGCGUCACUGUGUUAAUACGCGCGCACACGUAUACGUAUACGCAUUUAAAGGCGAUCUCGGCCUUUGGAAAAGAAGACGGAGAGAAGGAGAGAGAGAGAGAGAGAGUAAGGCUGAAAUAGACGAGGCACCACAUGGCGGGGGUCUUUGCCAUUGCGGGCGUCUGCCUGACUCGCGCAUUGUACGCUCGCGCUCCUCCGGCCGCAGAUCAGCGCAGCAGCCGAAAAGUCACGGUCCGGAUCAACGAACCAAGUGCGACGAAGCUUUUUUUCUUCUAUCAUAUAGUGGCUGUACAGUGAAGUGAAGUGUGGCAUAUAUACAUGUGAGGGAUAAGCGACGGGGGAUCUGCGGAAAGAAGUACGUCGUAGAAAAUUUAGUUUUCGAAAAUAUCGUACGAACCGAUCGAGCUUUCGAGUAAAGAGCGAGCGAGUUUAGAGCCAAUAGGAAUAUCUCGAUGCUUUAAUUGAUAAAACAACGGAUGUUCUCGCGUAAGUUCGCUGCAGUGUCGUUAUUUUUCUUAUUAGAAGCUUUGACGGCCUGAAUUUUUUCCUCUCGGUUUUGUCUCCUCCUCGAAACCCAAGAGAUCCCCACCGAUGAGCCCAUAGGGCGGGCUUCUUGAGGACGAUGGCUGCUUGCCGACCUCGAGCCCUUCCGAGUCACCACCAGCUCCUGCAGCAGCAGCAGCAUCAACAGCAGCAGCAGCAACAACAGAUCUCUCACCUGCAGCUGCAGCAACAGGACAAUGGCUUGCUGCAGCAGUCGCACUACUCGCCCCAGAUACUCAACUGGGUGUACCUCGCUAUCGAAGAUCAGAAUCAAGCGCCGAUCAAUCGGCCGACCGAUCAGAGCAAACUCCUGUCCAAUCGAUGGGGCAGCCUCCCGCAGUCCCAGAGCCAAGGGAACUACCUCCAGCCUGCGCUGCAACAGCAACAGCAUCAGCAACAGCAUCAGCAGCAAAGCGUACCGAGCCCAACGAGCAACCGCCUUGACCAGAAACACUACGGCGGCAGCCUAACCGACAGCAUAACCGAUCUCGCCGAUUAUUUCAGAGACUUGCUCAUCGUCCAGAAGAAACCACCGAAGAGGCCGCCUUUGGACUACAUGUGCCAUGCCUGUUUCUGGGCCGGGCAUCACUACAUUCGAGACUGUCCCAAGUCGAUUCAUUCUGAAAGAAGAAAUUGUUGCAGGCGCAUCCGAAGGGCAAAGGACGGACGCCUUACCAGGGCAAAAAACGCUGCUUCGGCGAGUACAAGUGCCCGAAGUGCAAGCGCAAGUGGAUGUCCGGCAAUAGCUGGGCCAAUAUGGGCCAGGAAUGCAUCAAAUGUCACAUUAACGUCUAUCCACACAAGCAGAGGCCCCUGGAGAAGCCUGACGGCCUGGACGUGUCGGAUCAGAGCAAGGUGCACCCGCAGCAGCUUUGCGAGAAGUGCAAGACCCUCGGCUACUACUGUAGGCGCGUCCAGUAGCUAUGUAACUUUUAGACUGCAAAUCGAUUCGAAUCGUAAGUUCUUUUUGAGAGCCGCGAGUCGAGCGCUUCGGGCCAUCAGUACGGAAAAACAUGAUUUCGUUUAAGCUAUUUACAAGCAAACGUUGCUUCGGUCAUCUGCUUUGCAGUAACCCGUUGAAUCACGAUCGCAAGGUUUAUUUUUAAAGACGUGUUUUUAAAUUUUCACGACAGCGUCAAACAAUCUCGACACGUGUCCCUUUAAAAGAAUUACGAUUCCCUCGAAGCAGGCGCCUAUCUUAUUCCCUCUCUUUCGUUUUUUGUAUUUUUAUACACGAGCACACGCGGCGCAUCUGGCUCGUAUUGUUCAAGUCGCGCGCUCUCUUUCACGCUCAGGCUCCUCGAAGGCCAGGAUUCAUAAAGACGCUUUGCCCGUUCAGGGCGUUGUAUUAAUAGCCGCCGCUGCCGCUGGUGCGCUGUGUUUUCGGAAAAUUAUAUGUAAGCGCGCGAGAAGCGACUCGCUGAAAAAGAAGCAGCGACGCGUAGUGCCUUAACGCCGUUCGAGGAGACUUCCAAGUUACUUUUUUUUCUACGAUGAUGUACAGAACGACGAAAGCACGGGCUCCACCGAUGAUCUGUAUAAAUUAUUGUUGAUAUAUGUUUCUGUGUAUAUACACUCGUUUUUCUCGCUUUCGUCGAUGCCCGUAAUCGUGGUGCCUUAAUAGAAGUUCUCUUACUGCGUUCUUUUUUCUUUUCUUCAAGAUUUUUACGCGUAUAAUCUUGGAUAUGUAAUUGUGUAGUUCUUAAGAGAUAUAUGUUGCGCAUUUACUAUGAUCAUGCGAUUCGGCAAUGAUCCAUGAAGUUUGUAAAACAAAAACUUUUUAAUGUUACUAACUGCGUAUCGAAAGAAUAUGAAAAAGAAAUGUAUUGUUUAGAGUCGAAUCUUGUGAAUUGUAUGUUUUAGUUGAAAAUGAAGACGCAUGAGAAAUAACUGUUAUAAACGUUAUUAUUAAUUAUAUGUAGUAUGUAUAUGCACAUUACAUAUGAUGUAUAUAAUAUGCAUAUAUCAUCAUGCCAAAUAUACAAGCCAAAGAUUCUGA